Molecule: messenger RNA, 1572 nt
Organism: Eucalyptus grandis
Lineage: Eukaryota; Viridiplantae; Streptophyta; Magnoliopsida; Myrtales; Myrtaceae
Product: probable glycosyltransferase At5g03795
Molecular function (GO): glycosyltransferase activity
Source: RefSeq, a predicted model, not a curated record
AUGGAUUGUGAGAAGAAGCUUCGUGCAUGUUGGUUCGUGUCACCGUCGACAAAGCUCCUUCUUCUCAUGGUGCCGCUGGUUGCAGUGGCGGGACUCGUUGCGGUCGCCGCUCCGCGGAAGUCACCGGCCGGGGAUCUGGUAUCCGCGUACUCGUGGUUAUGGAGCUCCUCUCGCUCUUACUCCUCUCCCACUCGGACUCCAAUCCUGGAUGCCGCUUUGCAGAUUCCCGUUCUGCAUGCAGAGGCCGGUGACGGCGGAAGUGGCCGUGGUGGGUCGGCGGUGGGGCCUCCAGCGCCGGACCCUCCGCUGAUGGUGGUCGGAGUUCAGAAAAUGGAGAGAGCAGUCUCAGAUGAUUCUUUGGCCCCUGAGCCCUCUGCUUCUCCGCCACUUGCAGCUGAAAGGCCACCAAAUAAAACGAGUAGCGCCACAAAGGAAGAAGCGGGGCUAAGAAGAGCCAGAUCCGGGAUUAGAGAAGCUAAGACUGGGAACCCGAUGGAGGACCCAGACUAUGUCCCCGUAGGUCCAAUGUACAGGAAUGCCAAUGCCUUUCACAGGAGUUACCUAGAAAUGGAAAAGCAGUUUAAGAUAUUUGUUUACAAGGAGGGUGAUCCCCCUGUAUUCCACAACGGUCCUUGCAAGAGCAUAUAUGCUAAGGAAGGUAAUUUCAUCCACAUGGUCGAAAUAAACAAGCGAUUCCGCACCGGAGAUCCCCGCAAAGCACACGUCUUCUUCCUCCCUUUCAGUGUGGCGAUGAUGGUCCAGUUCGUGUAUGUACGGGAUUCGCAUGAUUUCGGCCCCAUAAAGCGAACCGUGAUUGACUACAUCGAUGUUGUGGCGAGCAAGUACCCAUAUUGGAAUCGCAGCUUGGGCGCUGACCAUUUUAUGCUGGCCUGUCAUGACUGGGGGCCAGAGGCUUCCUUUGCUGUUCCACAUCUUCAAAGGAACUCGAUCAGAGUCUUGUGUAAUGCAAAUACCUCCGAAGGCUUCGACCCGUCCAAGGAUGUCUCGUUUCCAGAAGUAAAUCUCCACACCGGCGCGAUAAGUGGCCCUAAUUGGGGGCCAUCGCCGUCGCACCGCUCAAUAUUGGCAUUCUUUGCCGGCGGGCUUCACGGGCCCAUCAGGCCUAUUCUCCUUCAGCACUGGGAAAACAAGGACGAGGACGUGAAGGUCCAUCGGUACCUCCCUCGAGGCGUGUCUUACUACGACAUGAUGAGAAGGAGCAAGUUCUGCAUUUGCCCGAGUGGCUACGAGGUUGCGAGCCCGAGAGUGGUGGAGGCUAUCUACACGGGAUGUGUGCCGGUGCUGAUCUCAGACCACUACGUGGCCCCGUUCAGCGACGUCUUGAACUGGAGGUCGUUCUCGGUCGAGGUUACUGUGAGGGAGAUCCCGAAUCUGAAGACGAUACUCGCUAGCAUCUCGUCAAGGCAGUACAUAAGGAUGCAGAGGAGGGUCGCGCAGGUCCGACGGCAUUUCGAGGUUCACUCUCCGCCCAAGAGAUAUGAUGUGUUUCACAUGAUACUUCAUUCCGUGUGGCUUAGGCGACUGAAUGUUGGAUUGAGCGACAAUCAGUGA